Molecule: messenger RNA, 1712 nt
Organism: Tripterygium wilfordii
Lineage: Eukaryota; Viridiplantae; Streptophyta; Magnoliopsida; Celastrales; Celastraceae
Product: AT-hook motif nuclear-localized protein 1-like
Exons: 6
Coding region: 293-1450 (385 amino acids)
Molecular function (GO): minor groove of adenine-thymine-rich DNA binding
Source: RefSeq, a predicted model, not a curated record
AUUGCAGAGGAAGGGUAGCUUCGGCAUCUAAAACACGCUGGUAUAACGGUAAUUUUCCUCGUGACUUCGAAGUUUGCAGUAGAGUAGAGAAAAAGUUUCUGUAUUUUUUUUCUUUCUAAACACCAUUAAUGGAGGGAAGUUUGUAAAAGUCUCUCUCAGCAACCAAAGUUAAAAAAGCUACGCAUCACAGUUUCUACUUCUGGCGCCAUUUGCACUCGAUCUUCUCAGUUCAAAAUUUUUCUAGAAACAAGACAGAACAGUGUAUUCGUCGCUUUGCCUUGCUGAGUUGGGCAUGGAGGAGAAAGAAAGCACGGUUUCUUUGUCGCCGCUAAACUCGGAGUCCGAGUCACCACCGCCGGUGAGCAGCGGCGUAGUGCCACCGCCACACAUGAACUUGGACAUGAAUAUGAAUAUGAGCAUGGAGAGUUGCCUUGGCGGUGUGACAACCAACACCACCACACCACUGCUGCAGCCUCCGCCACAAUUGAACACCACCACCACCACAACAACAACAACGUCAGGAGGAGGAGGGGCUUUGCAAGGGAGUGGUACCGGCAGUGUUGAUUUGUUUGGGAGGAAGAAGAGAGGGAGGCCGAGAAAGUACGACGCGGAUGGGAACCUGAGAGUGCCCUACAAGGCGGCAGCGCCACCUGUUUCGCCGCCAUCGGGUUUUUCUUUGUCUCCAUCUUCGGCUCCGGAGUUAGCUUCCAAGCGAGGGCGAGGCAGGCCUUCUGGCUCUGGUACCUGGCAGGUUUUAGCGUCUUUAGGAGAAUUGUUCACCAGUACUGCAGGAGCGGACUUCACGGCUAAUGUGGUGACCGUAAAUACCGGGGAGGAUGUUGCUGGGAAUAUCCUAUCAUUUGCGAAGAGAGGUCCUCGAGGAAUCUGUGUUCUCUCUGCCAAUGGAGCUGUUUCCAAUGUUACUAUUCGCCAACCUGGUUCCUCAGGCGGUAUCUUGACAUAUGAGGGACGCUUUGAGAUUUUGUCCUUAUCAGGGUCAUACACAAUCACUGAUUCCAGCAAUGUGAAAAGUAGGACGGGUGGAUUGAGUGUUUCAUUGGCUGGUCCUGAUGGCCGCGUGGUUGGAGGUGGUAUUGCUGGUUCACUGAUGGCUGCUAGCCCUAUCCAAAUUGUUCUUGGAAGCUUCACGCCGAAUGGUUACAAGGCUCAUAAGAGGAGGCACUAUCGUGAGAAUGCAACGGCGGCUACAACCAUUUCCCCAGGAGAUACAGCAACUGCAGCAACACAAAUCUCACAAGCAAAACCAGUUUACGAAUCCUUUGCAACAUCUCUAUUAUCAGAACAAAGACAUGUUGAAGCGGAUGAUAAAGCUAGUGAUAAGCUUAUACCCAAUGUGGCGUCUUCCUAUAGCGCGGGCUGGAAUGGUGUAGAGCCCUUGCCAAGCCAGAGGCCAUCUCCUGACAUCAAUGUGUCUUUGCCCAGUGAUUAGGGAAUUAGAUGUACAAGGUUAUUUGAAGGCUGACAGGACUACUACUGAUCAACAUUAUUUUAUUGCAUUGUUGUUGUAGCCUUUAGAAUCUAUUUACUGAGAUAUUCUUGCACUUCUGCCUGAUAGUUAGACGCUGUUAAUUCUUUUUUACCAUGGCAUUAGACAUUCUUAAGCCAAGGCACUGAUCUGGAUGAUUGACAUAUAAUUAUGGAUAGUUAAAAUGUUUCUGCCAAAUUUAAACAGUUUUUGUUUGUCUAUUUUA